AUAUUUAGUUGGAGGACCAAUCGUGUAAUUUUGCCCUGCUGACUUCUUCAGCUCUCUGCUGCCGCACCCCGGACGAUAUUCUUUCUCCCUCCCCAACCCGACGUCCCUCCUUCUUCUUCUUCUUCUUCUUCUUCUUCUUCUGUAUCUCUCUCUGCUCUUCAUGACCGCAUGAGAUGGGCCAGAGCCCACCCCCACUCUCUUCUCCGGAGAUCCAACCCCCAUCAUCUGCAUCUCCUCCUCCACCCCAUCGCCACCAUCUCCCUCUCCGCCGAGCUCUCCCUGACCGAGUCCCUCGUCUCCCUACUCCACUCCCUCGUCCGCAGCGGCGUCGUCUUGCUCGCCAUGGCCGUCUACAACCGCAUGAUCAAGUCCGACUGCCGCCCCAAUCGCGCCACCUACAACAUCCUCAUGGACGGCCUCUGCAAGGCCGGCAUGGCCGACGACGCCCUCGCCCUGUUCGACGAAAUGCUCGGCCGAGGCAUCCCCCCCAACACCGCCAUCUACACCGUGUUCCUCUCGUCCCUCUGCAAGGCCGGUAAGCUCGACGAGGCGAGCGGCCUCUUGCACUCCAUGAGGCGCAAGGGGUGCGGCCCCGACGCCAUCACGUACAACGCGUUGCUGAGCGGGUUCUGCAAGCUGGGCCGCAUCGACGAGGCUUUCCAGCAUUUGGAGUCGUUCCGGGAGGAGGGCGGUUUCGUUCUCGGAUUGAGCGGGUACAGCUGUUUGAUCGACGGCCUGUUCAGGGCGGGGCAGUUCGACGAGGCGUGUCGGCAUUACAGGGAGAUGCUGGAGAGGAAUGUGGCGCCGGACGUCGUCCUCUAUACGAUAAUGAUCAGAGGGCACGCCGAGGCCGGUAGAAUCGAGGAUGCUUUCGCGUUCUUGGGCGAGAUGUCUAAUCGCGGUCUAGUCCCCGACACAUUCUGCUAUAACACUCUCAUUAAGGGCCUCUGCGACGCGGGUUAUCUUGAUCGGGCGCGUUCUCUCAGGUUGGAGAUCUCGCAGAACGACAGGUUCCCCGACUCGGCCACGUACACUAUCAUGAUUUGCGGGCUGUGCAAGGAAGGUCUUGUUCACGAGGCGCAGCAAAUCUUCGAUGAGAUGGGGAAGCUAGGGUGCUAUCCGACGGUCAUGACGUUUAAUGCGCUCAUUAACGGUUUUUGCAAGGCUGGGAAGCUAGAAGAAGCCCGCAUCCUGUUCUAUAAGAUGGAGAUGGGACGAAACCCUUCUCUGUUCCUUAGGCUCUCCCACGGGGCCAACCAGGUCCGCGAUAGCGAGAGCCUUCGUCGGCUGGUCGAGGAGAUGUGUCAGUCGGGGCUUGUUCUGAAAGCGUAUAAGCUUCUCCGAGGUAUAAUAGACAGCGGAGUUGUGCCCGACGUUGUCACGUAUAACAUACUGAUCAAUGGCUUAUGUAAAGUGGGGAAUCCGGAUGGGGCGCUGAAGCUCUUCAAAGAGCUUCAAAUGAAGGGGCAUUCCCCUGACGCAGUCACUUACGGGACGUUAAUCGAUGGGCUCAUGAAGGCUCACCGAGAAGACGAUGCUUUCAUGGUGUUUCAGCAUAUAUUGCGGGGUGGGUCCACCCCUAGCUUGUCGAUCUACAGCACCCUCAUGAGAACUUUGUGUAGGAAGAAGAGAAUAUCGCAAGCAGUGAACCUCUGGUUGAACUACUUGUCUCAACAGUGCCAAAAUCCUCAAGAAGCUGGAGUAGUUGCAGCGGUGAGGAAACAUUUUGAGGACGGUGAGUUAGAAGAAGUAAUAAGAGGCUUAAUUGAUAUGGAUCGGAAACACGGUUCCGUUCGUCCAUUUCCGUACACAAUUUGGCUUAUUGGGUUUUGUCAGGCGAGAAAAGUCGAGGACGCUCUUAGGAUUUUUAACAUUCUGAGAGAGCUCGACAUUGACGUUACUCCGCCAAGCUGCGUCCUUCUUAUUAAUUGCUUAUGCAGGACUAGGGAUCUAUCCUCGGCAUUGGAUGUUAUGCUCUAUGCAUUGAGAAAAGGUUUCAAUUUUAUGCAACCAGUUGGCAAUCGCCUACUUAAGAGACUUUGUGUUGAUAACAGGAAGCAGGCUGCCAAAGCCCUCGCAUGGCGAAUGCAUCUUGCUGGAUACGAUAUGGACGCAUAUCUGCGGGAUACUACUAAAGUCCUAUUAUACAAUCAUUAGAAGUCUCUCUUGUAUUUUACUUACGACUUCACCGUUUCUUUCAAGACUGAUUGUAGGAUUUUCGUAUAAUUGGAAGAAGUUGCUUGGGUAAAUUACCCAUUUUCAAAAUGAAGCAGCUGCAGAGGGGGUACCAAACUUUGUAUGGUUGGGUGUUUUUUUGACCCCUACAGUAGUUUGUAACAUCAAUAAUAAGGUAAGGUAGUUGAUGAGGAUUUUUUUUUUUCUUUCUAAUUUAUUUCCUUA
Molecule: messenger RNA, 2400 nt
Organism: Ananas comosus (pineapple)
Lineage: Eukaryota; Viridiplantae; Streptophyta; Magnoliopsida; Poales; Bromeliaceae
Product: pentatricopeptide repeat-containing protein At1g79540
Exons: 2
Coding region: 169-2157 (662 amino acids)
Molecular function (GO): protein binding
Source: RefSeq, a predicted model, not a curated record